UUCUGCUGUAUAUCCAAUUCUAAGUAAGAAACCUAUCAAAAGAUUGUUCGUAAAACUUUAACUGACAUUUCGGCAAAAGAUCCUACUUCUAUAUACAGAUUUAUUCGUCUUUUUCUAAAACUGCAGCCUCCCCUUCAAGUCAGCAAAGAGAUUAAGAACUUGAACAAUGUGUGGGAGACUGUGUUGUCCGUUCCGGUCAUCGAACUCUGACAGUAAGACAGACCUCGAAGACGACCUGACCCGGAUCCUGAUCUUUGGCGUGACGGGCAUGAUAGGUAGCGCGGUAAUGGAGGCGACUCUCAGCUGUGCCUGGUUCAAGAUCACUGGCUUCACCAGGGCCAGGGACGGCGAGAUCUUGGACGAGUUGGUCUCCAAAGGAAUCGACGUGAUCUCUGGAGACAUGAAGGAUCCAAAUUCUUUGCUUGUGGCGAUGCAGGAGAUCGAUGUUAUCUUUCUCACAACUCACUACUGGGAGACCAUGAGUUCGGAGAAUGAGUACAUACAGGUGGGCGGGGCUUCUUUUGUCUUAAACGCUGGUUGGUUGAUUUCAAGGUGUUGUUGUUGUUCUAGUUAUUUUGAUCGCGUGGUAGCGUGAUGAUUGAUGUGCUUGAAUGUUUGGUUAACUGAUAGAAAGA
Aplysia californica (California sea hare) is the source of this 635-nucleotide messenger RNA. RefSeq names its product isoflavone reductase-like protein. NCBI's taxonomy places the organism in Eukaryota, Metazoa, Mollusca, Gastropoda, Aplysiida, Aplysiidae. Bases 167 to 595 code for a protein of 142 amino acids. The record is from RefSeq and is a predicted model, not a curated record. The transcript has 3 exons.